AUGCCAGACUCGUCCGUUCCCUCACUCUUCUCUCUCGCCGGCAAGACUGCCCUCGUCACGGGCGGGACCCGCGGCAUUGGCGCCGCAAUGGCGAUUGCACUCGCUGAAGCGGGGGCCGACAUCAUUCUCGUCCAGCGCGACAACUCAAACACCACAACCGCAGACUACAUCACAACAAACCUAAGCCGUAAAGCGACCAUCCACGUCGCCGAACUCUCCGACCGCGCCAGCGUUAAAGCCAUCAUCCCCACACUCACCUCCCAAGGCCACCACCCGACAAUCCUCCUCAACUGCGCAGGCAUCCAACGCCGACACCCCUCGGAGAAAUUCCCUGACGAGGACUGGGACGAAGUCAUCAACGUCAACCUCACCUCGGUCUUCACUCUCUGCCGCGAAUUCGGCGCCUACCUCCUCUCCCUCGACGCCGACCGUUUCACGCCCGGGCAAAAGAAGGGGAGCAUCAUCAAUGUUGCCUCGCUGCUGUCGUACCAGGGUGGGAUUACGGUGCCCGCCUAUGCGGCGAGCAAGGGCGGGAUCGCGCAGUUGACCAAGGCAUUAAGUAAUGAGUGGGUGUCUAAGGGAAUCAAUGUCAAUGCGAUUGCGCCGGGGUAUAUUGACACGGAUAUGAAUGUGGCUUUGAUCAACGAUAGCAAUCGCAAUGCGGGGAUCAUGGCGCGAAUUCCGGCGGGGAGGUGGGGGAAACCCGAGGAUUUCAAGGGCCCCGUGGUGUUUCUGGCGAGCGAGGCCAGCUCGUAUGUGAGUGGGGAGUUGGUUACUGUUGAUGGGGGCUGGAUGGGACGGUGA
This is a messenger RNA of Aspergillus calidoustus, 804 nucleotides long. Lineage: Eukaryota; Fungi; Ascomycota; Eurotiomycetes; Eurotiales; Aspergillaceae. The record is from the annotation of a GenBank genome assembly.